GUGGGUAAUGCGGGUGUGGGUGAGGCAAGGACCCUUGAUCUAAGAUUUCUUGCAAGUAACUGAAAUAGAGAUUGCAGCAAAAUGACAACAACGGAGGAAUCAUGGACAAGUUGGUUGUGCGAUUGGGAGGCAGAGGAUUACAACAACUUUGUCAAUGAAUCCGAUGGAAACGGGGUUGAUGUAAGUUUCGCAUUUGAUGACGAUAUAGUCCCUGUAACACAGGAGGGGAACUUGCAACAAUCUUUCUCUAAUAAUAGCAACGGCUUCAAAACAGAACACUCCAGCACCAUGAGCAUUUCCUCAGGGGAUGACAACGGCUUUGACGAGAGACCUUCCAAGACACUCAAGACAGCCACUUCAAACUCUGCUAACACCACCAACACGGAUUCUUCUCUCUCCUACAUUCUUUCCUUUGAAAAUGUGAAUCCACCACCAAUAUUCAACAUCGAUUCCCCCUUGAAGCCAAAACGCAAGGCUGUGCAUAGGAGAUCUAUUCCCUCAAAGGAAAAGGAAGCUAUACCCAAUAUUCAAGAGAACAAGAACCCUGCGGUCAGAUCUCCUCACCACGCUCAAGAUCACAUAAUUGCUGAGAGAAAGAGGAGAGAAAGGAUUAGCCAGCAGUUUAUAGCGCUCUCGGCCCUUAUUCCAGGCCUCAAAAAGGUGGACAAGGCGAGUGUGCUUGGGGAUGCUAUAAGGCACGUGAAACAUCUCCAGGAGCAAGUGAAGUUACUGGAGGAGCAGAACAAAUGGAAAAGUGUAGAAUCGGUGGUAUAUGUUGAGAAAUCUAAGUUAUCUGCGGAUGAAGAUGUCUCGGAUACGUCCUCAAAUUCUGGUUCUGGUGCUGACGGCAACUCCUAUGGCCCCUCAAAAACGAAUGGAUCACUGCCCGAAGUUGAGGCAAGGGUGUCAGGGAAGAACGUGCUGAUUCGAAUCCACUGCCACAAACAAAAGCAAGUGUUGACGAAUAUACUCCAAGAGAUGGAGAAUCUCCAUCUUUCCGUCAUCAAUAGCAGUGUCUUGCUUUUCGGAACCUCCAAACUCGACAUAACCAUCGUAGCACAGAUGGAGGAUGAGUUGAGGCUGAACGUGAAGGAACUAGCUAGAACACUUAGGGUGGGACUCUUGCAAGAUAGUAGUAGUAUUAUGUAGCUUACAGGUGUAUGGUGUCAUUAGCCCGCACUUUAAUGCAUUUCAUUGUGGAGUCAAUAAAUGUCCAUCUUCUCAGCAGUAAGCCACAUGGAGAAAUAAAAAUUAAUUGUUC
Molecule: messenger RNA, 1261 nt
Organism: Abrus precatorius (Indian licorice)
Lineage: Eukaryota; Viridiplantae; Streptophyta; Magnoliopsida; Fabales; Fabaceae
Product: transcription factor bHLH18-like
Exons: 5
Coding region: 82-1149 (355 amino acids)
Molecular function (GO): protein dimerization activity
Source: RefSeq, a predicted model, not a curated record